AGAGCAAGGUUGAGGGAAUCCCACCGGCCUCGGCUCUCCUCUCAUCUCCCAAGCCCUUCGUCCCUCGCAGACCGACACAGACUACACCUUCCCCGUGAUGGAUCAUCAGCUCCAUUCUCCAAUAGAACAGCACCAGCUUUCUUUCCAGAGUAGCUCCAGUACUACCAGCGACAACAGCAACAGCAGUACCAACACCACCUCCUCUGCCGCCGCCGCCGCUACCGUCGUUGGGGACGCCGCCGCUGCUGGUCCUAGCAGGAGGGGGAAGGGCAAAGGUGGGCCCGAGAACGGGAAGUUCAGGUACCGUGGAGUGCGGCAGCGGAGCUGGGGGAAGUGGGUGGCGGAGAUCCGAGAGCCGAGGAAGCGGACCCGCAAGUGGCUGGGGACCUUCUCCACCGCGGAGGACGCAGCCAAGGCCUAUGACCGGGCGGCGCUCAUCCUUUACGGCCCACGAGCGCAGCUCAACCUCCAAACCUCCUCCUCCGCUGCCGCAACCGGCCAUCACUCCAACAGCACCACCGCUGCAGCCUCCACCACCACUACUCUUCGGCCGCUACUCCCUCGUCCCUCCGGCUUCCCCUUCCCCAUACCUCCACCGACCGGCGCCUCCACUUCUUACAACUACCCGCCCCCGUUCCUAUACGCCAACAUGACCGACAGCACGAUCAUGGCCCCCGGGCCCGCUAUGGAACCACCAAGCGUAGAGGUCGGAGCGUUAGGGACCGCGCCGGGACCGGUCGUGGCUGCGGGGCCUAGCAGCCUCGGCUUCAGCGAUCCGGCCAUGGAGGAGAUCAGCUCCUUGGCAGGGUCGGUCAGUUCGAGCUUAUCUCUCUCAUGCCCGCCGGUGAUGACGACGGAGAGCAUGGGCUCGGCGCCACUCGUGUCCUCACCAUUGUGGCCUUACGAUGACUACGAUGUGGCGGCUUCUUGCCUGUGGGAUGAGACCGACCCAUUCUUCUUCGACAUAUGACAGUACAAGCAAUUAGGGUUUACUUUUGCAUGCAUGGUGAUCCGUUCCAAGAAUCCAGAAUUCUUCGAUUAUAUUGUUCUUUUCAUAAGAUUUUUUGUAAAUUAUUAGCCAGUUUGCGUGUUAUACUUCGAAGAAGCAUGUAGCUUUGUGGUGAACCGACCGAAGGAUUUGCUUUUCUAGGGUUUGGGGAUGAACGGAAGAGGAAUAAAGAACAAGGGUCCGCUGCAUGUAAGGAGGGAGCAACAUGCAACAGAUGGGUUAGUUUAUUAUGUAUAUUUUCUUGGAAGAAUGUUACUUGAUUGGUUUUUGGAACGAUGCUA
Molecule: messenger RNA, 1290 nt
Organism: Musa acuminata AAA Group (dessert banana)
Lineage: Eukaryota; Viridiplantae; Streptophyta; Magnoliopsida; Zingiberales; Musaceae
Product: ethylene-responsive transcription factor ABI4-like
Exons: 1
Coding region: 98-970 (290 amino acids)
Biological process (GO): response to stress; positive regulation of DNA-templated transcription
Cellular component (GO): nucleus
Molecular function (GO): DNA-binding transcription factor activity; transcription cis-regulatory region binding
Source: RefSeq, a predicted model, not a curated record